Molecule: messenger RNA, 2121 nt
Organism: Penicillium paradoxum
Lineage: Eukaryota; Fungi; Ascomycota; Eurotiomycetes; Eurotiales; Aspergillaceae
Exons: 1
Coding region: 1-2121 (706 amino acids)
Biological process (GO): carbohydrate metabolic process
Molecular function (GO): beta-N-acetylhexosaminidase activity
Source: RefSeq, a predicted model, not a curated record
AUGCAGUGGAUCGUCCUCUCUCUCGCCGCAGUCGCCUCUGCGCUGCAGAGCCUACCGCCAGUUGACUUCGACAAUACAGGUUCAGGUGAUAACAAAGGCUUCUCCCUAGAAACGGCCGACCGAACGAUCUACCUGAAUGCGGAUUUCGCGAGCUGGAAGGAUCAGAAUGGAUUGACCUUGCUUCCACCGUCAGCAUCGGAUUUUGCCAAUACGUUUCGCGACGAUUUACAGGAACUGACCAAUAGUUCCUGGGAGCUUCGCACGGUUAAACACUUCCCCGAACACGCGUCGGGCAUAUUCCUCGAUCGGAUCGACAACUCGGGCCAAUUCACUUAUCAGAACGGAGAAGAAACGGAAGAGGGAUACGAACUGGAGGUCCAAGAUGGGGUCGUGUGCAUUCGAGGUUCUGGAGCACGCGGCAUGUGGUGGGGGACGCGAACGCUCCUCCAACAACUCGUGUUGACAGAGUCAUCCAUACAAUCCGGACGGGUGGAAGAUGCACCCGCCUAUGCGACGCGUGGAUUCCUCCUCGAUGCUGGUCGCAAAUGGUACUCACUGGAGUUUUUAAAAGACCUGUGCAGCUAUGCCUCGUUCUUUAAGAUGUCCGAGUUCCAUUACCAUGCGACCGACAACUAUCCGCUGAGUCGCGGUCCAAAUGUGACGUGGAAUAAGGUCUACUCGCAGUUUUCGUUGCAUCCCGAAGAUCCAGCUCUCCAGCCACUUGUUCAGCGUUCCAAUGAAACGCUGUCGCGGGCGGAGUUCGAUGAUUUCCAGAAUCACUGUGCUCAGCGAGGUGUGACGGUGAUGCCGGAGAUUGAGAGCCCUGGGCAUUGUCUAUCGGUGACGAAAUGGAGACCUGAGCUCGCACUGGAGUCGAGGGACCUGCUCAAUCUUUCCCACCCGGAUACCAUUCCGUUGAUGAAAUCUAUCUGGGCCGAGUUCCUUCCCUGGUUCCACACAAAGGAGGUGCAUAUCGGUGCCGAUGAGUACGAUGAUACCCUGGCAGAUGAUUAUGUUGAGUUUGUGAACGAGAUGGCCGAGUUUGUUCGUGAGACAUCUGGCAAGACGGUCCGUAUCUGGGGCACAUACGAGCCAUCGGACAUUACCAUUGACAAGAAUGUGACGAUUCAACACUGGCAGUACGGACAGUCGGAUCCAGUCGAUCUAGCCCGCAAGGGCUACAAGGUCAUUAAUUCUGAGGAUUGGUGGGGAUACAUGUCGCUGAAGAAUGAUCAUGUGCCUAUUUCCCCAGCCCCAUAUCCUCAAUUCUUCAACAAUGUUCGUGUUGUCAACUUCGCCGAUCAAAACGGAUGGCAGUGGGAUCCGCAGCUCUUUAAUCCAGUGAAUACAACCGAACAACCAGAUGCUGAAGCUGUGCCAGGUGCUCUUUUGGCCGCAUGGAAUGACAGCGGACCUGAUGCCACUACCCAACUCGAGGCUUACUAUGCAAUUCGUGAUGGCAUUCCAGUUGUCGCUUCCCGAGCAUGGACUGGUACCCGUGGGCCCCGUCUGAACACACAAACAUUGACCCAAUCGAUCGCUCGAUUGUCUUCUCAAGCUAUCGGACAAAACCUCGAUCGACGACUCCCAGGGGAAGAAGAUCAUUACUCCGGGCCGUUGCUGUCAUGGAAAAAUUCAGCGACAGAAUCAACCCGGGAUGCACAACAUUUAGGAUAUGGUAGCAAGGGAAUGGAUUACACCCUCGAACUACAGGUCACCGGCCCAUUUUCGUUGAAAUCCUCAGAUGCAACACUUGAGUUGUCGUCAGAUGGUGAAUUAACUUUUACUUCCGAUGGAUGGCCAUACCCACUCCGUUCAGUUGCGGAGUCGGAUGGCUUUGACGAAGAUCACCCCGGGCGGAUCUGGGUGAACCAGACCACCUCAAGCCACGAGGUUGUGAAAGUCCCCUGUAAAUCACAGCUCACUAUUUCCACAAACAAGAUGAGUGGAAGUCGCGUGUGGGUGAAUGAUGUCUUUAUCGGUCGCUUCGAAGUCUUUGUGUACGGGGGAAGGAAUCAGGUUUUCUCAUGGAGUCAGAUGGCUUUCGUUGCACCGUUAGAUACUUUCGAAGGCUCGGGUUUGCAGCGCUUGGAUAUUUUCCAUGGCAGCAGAGAUGACUGA